Molecule: messenger RNA, 924 nt
Organism: Naegleria fowleri
Lineage: Eukaryota; Heterolobosea; Eutetramitea; Acrasida; Naegleriidae
Exons: 2
Coding region: 1-924 (307 amino acids)
Source: RefSeq, a predicted model, not a curated record
AUGCCAAAACAUCCAACACACUCUACAAGACGACAACGCGAAGGUGUUCCAUACAAAUGCUGUCGCAGAGGCAAGUCCAAAAAGAAAAUUUACGUUCAUUCGGCUUCGGAUCAAGAAGAGAUUGAUACGGUCGUUUCUAAAGCUCUCGAACUCGGAGCAACGAUUGAAGAAGAACCAGAGAACGCAAGUCUAAUAGUUUCAAGUUCAAGAAACAACAGUUUCCCUUCAGACAUACCUCUUGUUUUUCCAUCUUAUGUACAUCAAUCUUAUUCAUCGGGAAGCUGGUUGGCAGUGGAAAAGUUUUUAAUCCAAAAAGUUGGUUUUUCCUCCAAUCAAGAAGUUGUCCUUCCAUCAAAGGCUUGUACAAAGAACAAAAAGAAUUUUUCAAGAGAGGAGCUUGUUGAGUUAGUUGGUUAUAUCAAGGAACAUGUGGUAGACUUUACCAAAUGUCCUCCUCUAGCCACGUUUGAGCAAUACUGUCUGGAUACAAAUGCUCCAAGGUCUGCAGACAGUUAUAAACGAAAGUAUCAAAGCUUGUUGAGACGAAACGAGCUGACAAGUUAUUUGAAAACAUCAAAUGAUCCUUCUUUGGAGCAACCUUCUGAUGCACCUAAUGUCAACAACAGCUCAAAUCCAAUGAAUGAUGAUACUGUAAUUACUACCUUACCUGAGGCAGAGAUGACCUCACCUCAACAAGACACUUCUUUCCUUCUUUCCUCUUCUCCCUUUGAAUCUCAAACACUACCGGAAGAAGAUAAUUUCGAAACAAAUAGACAACCACGAGUAUCCUUUCCAAUGGAAGUUGUACAACCCCUCAGUCCUACUCUUAUGGAAAUGAGAAGAUCUCUUACACGAUGUCACGUUUUUGGGUACAUGUGUGAGAUUUUAGAUCUUCCAAUUCCCAUAUCAUCUUCCAAACAAUAA